Oldenlandia corymbosa var. corymbosa is the source of this 1368-nucleotide messenger RNA. Lineage: Eukaryota; Viridiplantae; Streptophyta; Magnoliopsida; Gentianales; Rubiaceae. The record is from the annotation of a GenBank genome assembly.
AUGGGUCCAAUCGUGUUAACUCCGCUGGCCACGGGUCUGAGCGUGUUGGCCGGUGCGGUGUUCGUGAAGUCGAUGAUGGAUUCCAAGUCUAUGUUCGGUCCUUUUGGAAAUGGUGGCCAGUUUCCCCGGUGCUCCACUUGCAACGGUACCGGAAGGGUUACCUGCCUGUGCUCUCGCUGGUCGGACGGCGAUUACGGUUGCCGGACUUGUGCCGGGUCGGGUCGUAUGGCUUGCAACAGCUGCGGUGGGUCUGGUACGGGUCGACCCAUUCCGGUUAAUAUAUCUGUCCGCCCUCCUCCCCCUAACCGACCUUCCUGAGGAGAAUUAGGAAGAGAAGAACACACCAAUUACGUAUGUCUUCGGAAAACGCUUUUGGUCAUCCAACUUUUGUCAACCCUGCUUACCGAGGGUGAUUCCAUGUGUGUACUGUGUCGUAUAUUGGGUUCAUUUCCAUCAUUUUAAGCUCUGAUAUGAAAUAGCGAGCUUGCGGAAAUGGAACAAUCCAGCUUUUGUCUUCGACGAAUCAAAUGAGAAUCGAGGGGAUGUUGUGAUGAAAUGGAUGCUGUUAUUAUGCUGCUUAAUCAGUGUUCAUUUUGUGGAGUCAAUCAGUUCUUUUGGUGAAAGAGUUGGACGUGAGAGCUAAUUUUACAAGGUUGUCAUUUGAGUCGAUUUAUUCCUUGGUGGAGAUGGAUCCAACGAGGUUCUCCAUUACAUUUUGUAGUAAUGUUGGGAAGUCUCUCAAAAUUGACCACGGUUCUCGGCUUUAUUCAAUAUGUUCAAAAUUUAAUACUUUCUCCGUCCUGAAAAGUAAUUCAUACUUACAAUUCGAUGCAGAUUUUUUUAGGAUCAAAGAAAAUAUAACAAAGUAAAUUAAUUAUUUUUUUUGAGACGGAUGUUUCACAAGAUAUCUUGACAAAGCCGAAGGCCUCCAAGAUAUCUUGAUAAAGACGAGGUUCAUCGUCCCCAAAGGAGUCUAGCAGCUGCAACCGUAGGGGGGCGGCCAUGACUUCGCCGUUGAGACUUUUGUUUCAACUUCUCUCUUUUUCCCUACAAGAGGUUUAUAUUAACCCUUUUGUGCAUCAUUUACUUAAAGAAAAAACACUCAUUUAACUUUGGUUUUUUAGGGCAUUUCAUAGGGUCCUAUCGACCUUAUAUGCGGGUUUCCCCCACGUUCUCGUUGUAAAUCAGAUGGUCAAGCUCAUUUUACUUGGUACGUUUCGGGUGGUAUUUGGUGAGGUGUCCAAAGAAAUAGAGUCGUUAUGCCUUCUUCCUCAACGAAUGUUACAAUUUCCGCUUGUAAAAUUGGGUUGAAAUUACUCCUGUUGUACUAAUCCAUUUUGGAUUUUCACUCUUAAUACUAUUUGUACU